CAAAACAGGCCGUUCACAACUUGCUGCACGCGAAGGAACUGCGCAGGCAACGAACCGUUUUAUGACAGCAAUUACUACACUGUAGUUUGUAAAUAUAGAAUUACCAACUGAUACACCAAACGGCUGUUAAUGAAUUGUUUCUAAAUCGUGUGAAUUGCAGUCUAAAGCUGCACAAAAACCCCUCUUCCGCAAAAUACCGAACAGUGGGGAGCAACUCGAAUUCUGUAGCUAACUUAACUAACGUUAGCUAUACCACGGGCUAACUAAUUUGUUGUACGUUUUAAUUAUUUAUCUAAAUGUCGGACACUCCGGGGGACGGAAAGUUGGAGCUGAAACAAGCCAGCAAAGAAGUAAAGGAGAGCGAGAACGUGGCUGAAAAAUACUCAGCCAUGACCGUGAGCAAGAACAGCGAAAUUACCAUGGGUGAACUGUCAGUGUCGUCUGCUGCGUUCAGUGUUGUCCCUAUUCACAAACCUGUUAAAAAGCAAAUCCAGUUUGUGGAAGACAAGCAGGAGUUCAGCAGGUUCCCUACCAAGGCUGGCCGACGCUCGCUGUCUCGAUCCAUCUCUCAGUCAUCCACGGACAGCUACAGCUCCGCUGCAUCCUACACAGACAGCUCUGACGAUGAGACUUCACCACGGGACAAAACACAGCUCAACUCCAAGGGCACCAGUGACUUCUGUGUGAAGAACAUCAAACAGGCCGAAUUUGGUCGUCGCGAGAUUGAGAUUGCAGAACAAGAUAUGUCAGCAUUAAUCUCCCUCAGGAAGAGAGCCCAGGGAGAGAAGCCACUUGCUGGGGCAAAAAUUGUUGGCUGCACUCACAUCACUGCCCAGACUGCAGUGUUGAUUGAGACUCUGGUGGCCCUGGGGGCCCAGUGUCGCUGGACAGCCUGUAACAUCUACUCCACACAGAACGAGGUGGCAGCUGCCCUCUCAGAGAUUGGUGUGGCGGUUUUUGCCUGGAAGGGGGAAUCUGAGGAUGACUUCUGGUGGUGUAUCGACAAGUGCGUCAACAUGGAGGGCUGGCAGCCUAACAUGAUCCUUGAUGAUGGAGGGGACUUGACCCACUGGGUGUAUAAGAAAUACCCCAACGUCUUCAAGAAGAUCAGGGGCAUUGUGGAGGAGAGUGUGACUGGGGUCCACAGGUUGUACCAGUUGUCCAAAGCAGGCAAGCUGUGUGUGCCAGCCAUGAACGUGAAUGACUCUGUGACAAAGCAGAAGUUUGACAACCUCUACUGCUGCAGAGAGUCUAUCCUGGAUGGCCUGAAGAGGACCACAGAUGUGAUGUUUGGAGGAAAGCAGGUUGUUGUCUGUGGUUAUGGAGAGGUUGGGAAAGGUUGCACUGCCGCACUGAAAGCCAUGGGAUCCAUCGUCUACGUCACAGAGAUUGAUCCCAUCUGCGCCCUGCAGGCCUGCAUGGACGGCUUCAGGGUGGUCAAGCUGAACGAGGUCAUCCGCCAGGUGGACGUCAUCAUCACAUGCACUGGUAAUAAGAACGUGGUGACCAGGGACCAGCUGGACCGCAUGAAGAACGGCUCCAUCGUGUGCAACAUGGGACACUCCAACACUGAGAUUGACGUGGCGAGCCUGCGGACCCCAGAACUGACCUGGGAGAGAGUGCGCUCUCAGGUGGACCAUGUCAUCUGGCCUGACGGCAAGAGGGUCAUCCUGCUGGCCGAGGGUCGUCUUCUGAACCUCAGCUGCUCCACAGUUCCCACCUUCGUCCUGUCAAUCACAGCCACGACCCAGGCUCUGGCCCUUAUUGAGCUGUACAAUGCUCCAGAGGGCCGCUACAAACAGGAUGUCUACUUGCUGCCCAAGAAGAUGGAUGAGUAUGUUGCCAGCCUGCACCUGCCCACCUUUGAUGCCCACCUGACUGAGCUUUCAGAUGAGCAGGCCAAGUACCUGGGUCUCAACAAGAAUGGCCCAUUCAAACCCAACUACUACAGGUAUUAGCUUGCAUAAAUGGACCACAACUCUGCACUCCUUGACUUGGACAAGGCCUGGAUGACCAGAAGAUAAUGAAAUCUAUAUUUAAUUUUUUUAAGAUACUGUUUUUGUUUUCAAAUCAAGCUCUAUUCCGUCAUCUUCAGUAAAUGUUACCCUGUUUCACUUGCUGUUUUGUGUGUUUAGUUUCACCAUCAGUUCUGUAAAUACACACCUCCUCUAAGAAACCAAUACGCAGGAUCCCACUGGCCAUGAAUGACUAAUUGAAAGUACACCACUUAACCUUUACUCUCUGCUAGAGAUUUAUUUUUUUCUACAGAAGUCUGAUUUCAUACCCACUCUCCACUAGAAUAUACAUUUUUUUGGUGGUUUAUCAGUAGUUUGAUUUAUGUUUAUGUUUAUAUUAUUGUGCCAAAUGAUUGUGUAGGGAAGGGGAUAGUUGUGAUUGAGAUUUUUAUUUCUUUUCUGCAUUGACGUCACUGCACGCUUCUCAAAUAAUUACAUUCCAGCCAGGGGAACAGGGAGAAAUGGCCUCUACACUAGAAAGUCCCAACCGCAUUUAAAGGUCCAAUGCAGCCGUUUGUAUCUCAAUAUCUAAUCAUUUCUGGGUAACAAUGAAGUACCUUACUGUGAUUGUUUCUUUUCUUUUUUUACUAUUUUAAUUGAAAACGAACAGCUUCUUAGCAAAGAGCAAUUUCUCAAGCAAGAAUUUUGCUAAGACUGUCAGGGAGUGGUGUGAGUUGGUAGGGGAAAGUCGAAAACUAGCUGUUAUUGUCAGAAAGGUUUGGAACUCUCUUUCUUAUUGGUCUAUUGACUAAUUUACCGUCUGGUGAUGUCAUCAGGGAGUCUUUUCAAACAGCUCUUACACUAAAAGGGCAUUAUUGUAAUUUUAACAAUUCCACAGCCUUAUUCCAACCUCAGUCUAGAAAUAUACACUGCUCAAAAGAAUAAAGGGAACACUUAAACAACACAAUGUAACUCCAAGUCAAUCACACUUCUGUGAAAUCAAACUGUCCACUU
This is a messenger RNA of Salvelinus namaycush (lake trout), 2969 nucleotides long. RefSeq names its product S-adenosylhomocysteine hydrolase-like protein 1. Gene Ontology annotation, cellular component: cytosol. The transcript has 17 exons. Lineage: Eukaryota; Metazoa; Chordata; Actinopteri; Salmoniformes; Salmonidae. The coding region runs from base 297 to 1958 and encodes 553 amino acids. Gene Ontology annotation, biological process: L-methionine cycle. The record is from RefSeq and is a predicted model, not a curated record.